This is a messenger RNA of Enhydra lutris kenyoni (northern sea otter), 1058 nucleotides long. Its product is annotated as protein BEX1-like. Gene Ontology annotation, biological process: signal transduction. Gene Ontology annotation, cellular component: nucleus; cytoplasm. NCBI's taxonomy places the organism in Eukaryota, Metazoa, Chordata, Mammalia, Carnivora, Mustelidae. The record is from RefSeq and is a predicted model, not a curated record. Bases 255 to 815 code for a protein of 186 amino acids. The transcript has 2 exons. Gene Ontology annotation, molecular function: signaling receptor binding.
GGGAGCGUUCCCUGGUCUGGGUGUGGGAGAGCCCACGCGGCCCGCCGAGCCCUGCUGGGGGACCGGUGCCCCGGAGCGAAGCGGCGCAAGGACCGCAGCGCUCACGCCGCCCCGCAGCCCGCGUUUGGCCACAGAAAACUGUAGGCGGAGGGUUGGACGCCGGUGAGGCGACGACCCUUAGGAAACACCUGCCUCUUGCAUCUCCGCCCCGCCCCCGUCCUUCUUGGUGUAGAAAAUGGUGGUUAGCACUGAGGAUGGGGUGGCGGGUCCGGGCGGAGCUGGGUAGCGUCGGGUCCGCGGGGAGCGCUCGGCUGCAGCAGCCCCCGCUGCCCCCACCCCGGCCCUCUGCAGGUGUGCAGGUGUCGUGGCGGCGCACUCUUGGCGAGAAUCGGGAGGAGGAGGAGACUGCAAGGAUAGGCCCAGGAGCAAUGGCGUCCAAAGAGGAACAAGCAGUAAAAAAUCUCAACGUGGAGAAUGCCAAACAGGAAAUUGAAAAAAAGGAUGAAAAGGAGCAAGUUGCUAAUAAUGGAGAGCCCUUGGCCCUCCCUUUGGAAGCUGGUGAAUAUUGUAUGCCUAGAGUAAAUCGUAGGCGGUUCCGUGUUAGGCAGCCCAUCCAGCAGUAUAGAUGGGACAUGAUUCAGAGGCUUGGAGAACCACAGGGAAGAAUGAGAGGGGAGAAUAUGGAAAGGAUUGGGGAGGAGAUGAGACAGCUGAUGGAAAAGCUGAGGGAAAAGCAGUUCAGUCAUAGUCUGCGGGCAGUUAGCACCGACCCUCCUCACCAUGACCAUCAUGAUGAGUUUUGCCUUAUGCCUUGAAUCCUGAUGUUUUCCCUGAAGUUAAUAGGAAGAUACACCUUCCUAAAGUUAAUGUUCUCAGUGUACCUUUGUUGUCAACCUUUUGGUGUUACAUGUUUCUUGUGGGUCUCCUAUGACCAACUUCUAACUGAAUGUUGUAUUUUGACCCAAAAUGUAAGAUUCUGUCAGCAAGGGAGUUUUACCCUAUUGCAUGGCAAGAUGUUCAGUAUAUAUUGUGAAGUUAAUAAAGCAGUUUAAAAGACA